This is a messenger RNA of Ficedula albicollis (Collared flycatcher), 807 nucleotides long. It is a transcript of the gene TEX36, whose product is annotated as testis expressed 36. The record is from RefSeq and is a predicted model, not a curated record. NCBI's taxonomy places the organism in Eukaryota, Metazoa, Chordata, Aves, Passeriformes, Muscicapidae. Bases 124 to 699 code for a protein of 191 amino acids. The transcript has 4 exons.
AGCGGGGGAGGGCUCUGAGGUCACAGCGGAGGAGGGUUCCACACCGUGCCCGUUCUGGGCGCACAUCCCCAGGGAGCCGAGCGGCCCCGGCAGAGCCUGCGGAGGCGGCGGUGACAUCGGGCCAUGGCUGAGGACGGCUCCGGGCAGCCCGGCGACCGGCGCCCUGGCGACUGGGUGAGGGCCGAGCAGGAGCCCCUGUGUCCCUCACAGUUUGCCCAUCUUGGAGUGGAGCAGGGCGAGCUGGAAUCAACAACAACCGCUUCACAAAGACAUGUCCUGAACUCGGCAGCCGCUCUGGGUAAGGAUCAUAGAACACCGCUGGAAUACAAAGCUCGUGUGCAGGAAGCAGGAAACAACAAUUUCCCAUUCUCUUCUCAUGACAACAGACAUGACAUAUGCAAUGCAGCUGAGUAUUUUGACUUGGGCAUGGGCCUGAGGAAGCAGGAUCCAGAGAAACAGAAGCAGAACUCCCAUAACUUCUUUGAGUGGGCCCGUGCACCAGGCAGGAGCAGCAGCGAAGGCUUUGUCACCGUUUACCAGACCUCGUUCGUGGCGGAUCAGGCCUCUGGCAAUGAGGGCUGCUGCUGCAGGCGCUACCCCAAACACCACAUCCACAGAGCCUGCAGCGAGCAGAAAGAGUGCUGUCCCCACCCUGCUCCUGAGGAGGACAGUGUCCUGCAGCCAGAUGAGACAUGCUAAUCAGCAAAACGCCUCUGGAGCACUGACCAAGCAAAUCUGAAUAUUCACUACUCAAAACAAUGGUGAAGGAAUAAACAUAUGUGUAAAGUGCACGUGGUAGUACAGCUG